Molecule: messenger RNA, 633 nt
Organism: Cylicostephanus goldi
Lineage: Eukaryota; Metazoa; Nematoda; Chromadorea; Rhabditida; Strongylidae
Source: the annotation of a GenBank genome assembly
AUGGGCGUCGUCGCUAGACAAAAUGGUAUGGAGGAUGCAAGCGGAAGCAGAAGAUCUGCUGGUCCUCGUCCUGAGAUUCGGCUCUUUGCUGGGAAGGAUACGGAAGUAGGACGCGUGAUCCUAAGUCCUACCGAGCUUUCACCGGCGGUGGGGCCCUCACUGAACAAGUUGAGAAAGGAGCGAGAUGAUAGGGAAGCGCUGAAAUCAAAAAGAUCAAGAAAUGCACAAGUGAAUACAGAACCUUCGUAUACUGUGAGACUCGCUCACAACUUCGUAUUGAACGAAGAAGUGAUAAAAGGAGGUUUAUGUGAGGAAAACGUUCAAGAUGCCAUUGUCGCCGAAAUAUAUUGCCUGUGCGGAAUGACGCCGAUUGUAGAACUAGUCUACAGUAUCAAGACAAUGCCGAGAAUGCGCGAGCCAUGGCGUAUACUUGUUUCACUUUUGGAGCGGGAUUAUGGAGAAGCUUUAUUGGAUACAGCGCGAAAGCGACCAGCUGAUGCAGUCGAGAGAAAGGAUGAACCGCCGUCAAAGGCUAGACCGUUAAGAAACGCAAAGGCGAAGCUGACUCCGCAUAGUAAAAUCGGGUCACCACUGAACGCAAUCCAAGAAGAGGUAAGAAAAGUUCUCUUUUAA